Bemisia tabaci is the source of this 1185-nucleotide messenger RNA. RefSeq lists its product as uncharacterized. NCBI's taxonomy places the organism in Eukaryota, Metazoa, Arthropoda, Insecta, Hemiptera, Aleyrodidae. The record is from RefSeq and is a predicted model, not a curated record.
AAGGAUUCAAACAGCGCGCCUCUCGAUGGUAUAUAAGACACGCGGUUUCCUCGUCAAAGGGUAGAUUACUCCAUUAAGUGAUUUCUGCACGGUCGCGAAUCGUACAUAGUUCACUUACCCUCACCAAUCACCAUGGCCCGCUAUCUUGCUGUUUUGGCUCUUGCCCUCCUCGCUGUGAUCUCAUUGGCUGCCGCUGCGCCCGCCUCCGACAACGGACCAAUCGCCGCGUCGGAUGCCAAGGCUGCCCCAGUGGCCGCCGAUGCCGAACCCAAGGAAGCCCUGAAGGGCGCCGAAUCCGCCUACUACCCCUAUGUCGCCCCAUACUACGCCUACUCUCCGUACUACGCACCGUACUACCCCAAAUACUACGGCUACCCCUACGUCUACCCUCACAUCUACGGCUAAGAAACCAAACACGACUCGGUCUCGCAGACACGAGAGAAAAAUCGGUAAGAUCGACCAAGAAUGCAAAAUCUGUGUGGAAUAAUAACAUCUGGACGGGUAACCAUCCAGAGAUCUCAUUAACAUUGGCGGAGCCAGCAAAUUGGCAACAUUGUAUUUUUUCCAUUUAAACCUAUGGAAAUGUAUCGAUUCUUGGAGGGGCCAGGUGCUCCGACAAGAAUCGAUUAUUUAGCAUAGGUUUAAAUGGAGGCAUGGGGUGUUGCUAAUUUACUGGAUCCGUCUCUGCUCAUCAAAUUUAAAAAAUAAUUGAUUGCUACAGUAAUUUUACUGGAGAAUUUGAUAAUUAGCUACUCCUGGUGCAAAUCCGCAGUUUGGUCGAAUUUUCAAAUAUCUUGGUUAAUUUCACCGGUUUUUUUUCUUGUGGGGUGCAAAAACGUCAAUUUCGAUUUUGACGAUUUUACCUUUAUUCGGUUCAAUCUGAUGCAUCGAUGCUGCUCAAUGAUGAUUGGUGGAGUGUCGAUGUAGAAUAUUGAGCUUUGAGACCGAGCAUGUCCGCAUCAACUUUCCUGCCUCUUCAAAUUAAAGCUCAACUCACAGACUGAAAAUCCUUGGCAAGGAGCUCAAAAGCGCCUCCAAAAAAGUUAUUACAGAACGAAAGUUAGUGGUUCCCACGGAGCCACUGUCGUUGUUAAUGUACCUCAAGUGUUCACUUUGUUUGUUUUCAAAUUCCAAAGUUUUUGUACUUUCUGAUUUCUUUUUCACAAUAAAAGCAUUGAAAACAAA